AUAUCCGCCUGGGCGUCACGCUUCGUGGGGCGGGACGAGGAGAAGCCAAACGUAAAGACACCAGGAGUUUCUCGGGCCCAGCUGUGGCUGCUGCCGGGGAGCCCCAAGCCUUGGCGGGUCCUUGCGGCGAAUAGGAGUCUGGUCAGGCGUCAGGCUAGUCCGACGAAGAGUGGGUGUGAUCAGCACUGGAAAAGAUGCCUGCCCCUGCUGCCACAUAUGAAAGAGUAGUUUACAAAAACCCUUCCGAGUACCACUACAUGAAAGUCUGCCUAGAAUUUCAAGAUUGUGGAGUUGGACUGAAUGCUGCACAGUUCAAACAGCUGCUUAUUUCGGCUGUGAAGGACCUGUUUGGGGAGGUUGAUGCCGCCUUACCUUUGGACAUCCUAACCUAUGAAGAGAAGACCUUGUCAGCCAUCUUGAGAAUAUGUAGCAGUGGUCUUGUCAAAUUGUGGAGCUCUUUGACCCUGUUAGGAUCCUAUAAAGGCAAAAAAUGUGCUUUCCGGGUGAUUCAGGUUUCUCCAUUUCUUCUUGCAUUAUCUGGUAAUAGUAGGGAACUAGUAUUGGAUUGAAUGAAUAGUCUUCCAUUUUGGAAACGUUCAUCCACUCUCAUAUUUAUUUUUUGGUGCCUGCAUGUUUGAAGACUGAAGCAGGCUAAAAGCUCUUGAUGAAAUUUGAGGGUGCUGAAGAUGUUCCCACUAAUUUCCAGCCAUCACCUUUGGUGGGGUGGGCUUCGGAGGACAGUCUGUCUGAACCUGCCAGUGCUGACCCUGCAGCACUUUCAGCAUAUGCACAUCAAAGUUGGAGACCGCGCUGAACUUAGGAGGGCCUUCACACAGACUGAUGUGGCUACCUUCUCAGAAUUAACAGGGGAUGUCAAUCCUUUGCAUUUGAAUGAAGACUUUGCAAAACACACCAAGUUUGGAAAUACAAUUGUACAUGGAGUUUUGAUCAACGGACUUAUCUCAGCUCUCCUAGGAACUAAAAUGCCAGGGCCAGGCUGUGUAUUUCUUUCCCAGGAAAUUAGCUUUCCAGCCCCUUUAUAUAUUGGAGAAGUUGUUUUAGCUUCUGCAGAAGUGAAAAAGCUGAAGCGGUUCAUUGCUAUUAUUGCAGUGUCAUGUUCUGUAAUAGAAAGUAAAAAGACUGUUAUGGAAGGCUGGGUUAAAGUUAUGGUUCCAGAAGCUUCCAAAUCCUGAAAUAGAUGUUUUAAAGAUGCAACCUCAAACACCAAUGCUGUUGUUAAAGAGCCUAUGGGGAAUUGCUGCUCUUUACCAAAGAAUGGUUGAUAGGCCCAGAAGCCCAUCUUAGUUAGGGGAAGGGAGCAGGAAGAGGGUUGUUCAAAUGCCCACUUUCCAGUUUGGCCUUAUGCUUCAUGCAGACUUGAGUGUAUGCAGGAUUUCAUUAUCUGCCUGGGUUUUUUGUUUGUUUUUUGUUUUUUAAUUCAAGAAGUAGGCUGGGCCCGGUGGCUCAUGCCUGUAAUCCUGGCACUUUGGGAGGCUGCGGCAGGCGGAUCACUUGAGGUCAGGAGUCCAAGACCAGCCUGGCCAACAUGGUGAAACCCCAUCUCUACCAAAAAAAAAAAAAAAAAAAAAGUGCAACUAGCUGUGCUUGGUGACUUGGCCCUGUAGUCCCAGUUGCUUGGGAGGCUGAGGUGGGAGAAUUGCUUGGGCCUGAGAGCUGGAGGUUAUGGUGAGAAACUGAGAUUGCACCACUGCACUGUAGCCUGAGUGACAGAGCGAGACCCUGUCUCAAGAAAGAAGUAUUGGGAAGGUUAUUUAAAGACUCUACUUUUAAAUCAGGCGUGGCAGCUCACGCCUGUAAUCCCAGCAUUUUGGGAGGCUGAGGCAGGCGAAUCACUUGAGGUCAGGAGUUCAAGACCAGCCUGGCCAACAUGUGAAACCCCAUCUCUACUAAAAAUACAAAAACUAACCGGGCAUGGUGGCGGGCACCUGUAAUCCCAGCUACUUGGGAGGCUGAGGCAGGAGAAUCUCUUGAACCUGGGAGGUUGCAGUGAGCUGAAAUCACACCACUGCACUUCAGCCUGGGUGACAGAGCAAAACUCCACCUCAAAAAAAAAAAAAAGAUUCUACUUUUAGAAAUUCAGACCUAGAUAGAUUUGCAUUUGGAUAACAAAUCCCUACCUAUAGCCAUGUGGAAGCAGCUUGUCACUGUAUUUUAACUGUGUAACAAUUAUUGAAGGCGAAAAUAGAAGUUGGGUCAUCUUUGAACACCUACCUUUUAUCAAUGAAUAUUUUUAGACUGUUCUUCAGUAUCUGAGUCAGAGUUUAUUGUAAUUUGUUAUUUACACCAAGGUGGCAUCUUAGUCUACCUUCAGUGAGACUUGCGUUUCAGGGGAGGGGCGUAUGUGCAUCCUCGGUCUCAGUUAUGUAAACGGUCUGAUCUGUAAAAUAGUGGUAGCACAUGCCAUGUGGGAUAGUUGGUGGAGAUGAUAGAUGGAGUUAAGCACAGGGCCCAGCCUGUCAGCAGUAGCUACUAUUAUUGUUGCCCAUUUCCCCUGCAACUGAGGUGAGAGGUUUUCCUGAGUUUGAAGCUGACUGGCCCACAGUUAAACGUAACAGACCAGUUUUUCAGGGUGUCAGCCAACCUCUAUUAGUGUUCUUAAGUACAGUUUCUGUUAUAAAAGUUCAGAUUAUUCCUUGAAAAUUUGGAUCUACCUCCCAUUAUUAUGAGUAAUACAUGCUUAUAGUAAAAAAAAAAAAAUUGUAAGAAAUAAAUAUUAAGAAGAUUAUGGAGGCCAAAUUCUUAAGACUUUGGGGGCUGGGGUCAGGGAGGUUAUAUUGAAGGGGAGAUGUGCCUAACAUGUUACUACUAAAUGGCCAUCCCAACACAGCCAACACUUUUGUUUCCCAUUUUUUUUUGUUUCCCGUUUUUUAAUAAAAUUGAGAUAUAAUUCACAUACCAUAAAAUUCACCUUUUAAAAGUGUACAGUUUAGUGGUUUUCAGAAUAUCCACAAAGUUGUACAACCAUCACCAAAUCAAUUUUUUAUAGCAUUUUUCAUCACCCCCAAAAGAACCUCCCAUUAGCAGUCAAUCCAUUUCUCUCCUCCAGUCUUUGGGAAUCACCAGUCUACUUUCUGUCUCUAUGGGUUUCCCUGUUCUGGACAUUUCAUAAAAGUUCAUACAAUGUAUGAUCCUUUGGAACUGGCUUCUUUGAUAUAGCAUGUUUUCAGGGUUCAUCCAUGUUACAGCAUGUAUCAGUACAUCAUUUUAUUUUAUGGCUGAAUAAUAUUCCAUUGUAUUUACCCAUA
Homo sapiens (human) is the source of this 3266-nucleotide messenger RNA. It is a transcript of the gene RPP14, whose product is annotated as ribonuclease P/MRP subunit p14. Gene Ontology annotation, biological process: tRNA processing; tRNA 5'-leader removal. Lineage: Eukaryota; Metazoa; Chordata; Mammalia; Primates; Hominidae. Gene Ontology annotation, cellular component: ribonuclease P complex; endoribonuclease complex; nucleolus. The transcript is spliced from 6 exons. The record is from RefSeq and is marked reviewed. Bases 195 to 569 code for a protein of 124 amino acids.